Clonostachys rhizophaga is the source of this 570-nucleotide messenger RNA. Lineage: Eukaryota; Fungi; Ascomycota; Sordariomycetes; Hypocreales; Bionectriaceae. The record is from the annotation of a GenBank genome assembly.
AUGACUCCCUCUACUACUACCCCGGAUCUCGUUCCUGAGCCUGUCUCCAAGCUCCCCGAGCUCACCAGCGCGGACGAAUCCGCCUUAAACGAGCACCAGCGCUCUGAGAUUGCCUUUGUCGACAAAUACAGCGCCCCCGAUGUGUAUAUCAACGGAAAAAGCGAUACUCUAUGGUUCCCAUGGAUCGGCCCUAUUGAGUUGAAGCCCAUGCGCAUGGAGAACAGAACCGGUACCUUCGUCGUCGGGCUUCGAUCAAAGGUGGCUGCCAGUCUGGGCAAGCAUCGACAUCGUGGAACCGUUACCGCCAUCACCAUGUCAGGGGAAUGGGGCUAUAAAGAAUACGACUGGGUUGCUCGCCCUGGAGAUUGGGUAUGCGAAAACCCGGGCGUUAUCCACACCCUAUCCGUCGAGGACAACACCGAUAUUGUCUUUACCAUUACUGGUAGCAUUGAGUUCCUUAACGAUGACGAUAGCUUGAAGUUCACCCUGGAUAUAUUUAGCUUUGCCAAGCUAUAUUACGACCACUGCAAGGCUAAGGCUCUCAAGCCUAACGAGGCUCUGUGGCACUAA